AUGUCGGCAGGUUCCUUGACCAAUUCCAAGCACAUUUCCAAGGGCCCCCUGGAUCCGGCCGAAGCCCGGUGGACUCGAUUGGUGAAGACCACUUACACCGAUCCUCUGGGCGUCGAACGCACCUGGGAAUCUGCAGAGCGUACGACCCGACCGGCUGACUGCGCAAUCGACGGUGUUGGCAUCUGUACUAUCCUCAACAAGUCCACGGGGCCUGAACUGUUGCUACAGAAGCAAUAUCGGCCCCCGAUCGAUCAGGUCGUCAUUGAAGUCCCUGCGGGCCUCAUUGAUGCUGGUGAGACUGUGGAGCAAUGUGCUGUACGUGAGCUCAAAGAGGAAACUGGCUACGUUGGCGUGGCGGAGCAGACCAGUCCGGUCAUGUUUAAUGACCCGGGUAUGUGCAAUACCAACUUGAACAUGGUCCAUGUUCGUGUGGACAUGUCACUUCCCGAGAACCAGAAUCCCAAGCCGGAGCUCGAAGAGAAUGAAUUCAUUGAAUGCUUCUCUGUCCCUCUAGCUUCUCUAUUUGAUGAGAUGAAGAAGCUUGAGAAAGAGGGAUAUGCUAUUGAUGCUCGGGUUGGCACACUCGCUGAGGGCAUCGAACUGGCGAAAAAGUGGAAGUUGUGA
Molecule: messenger RNA, 624 nt
Organism: Penicillium maclennaniae
Lineage: Eukaryota; Fungi; Ascomycota; Eurotiomycetes; Eurotiales; Aspergillaceae
Product: MutT/nudix family protein
Exons: 4
Coding region: 1-624 (207 amino acids)
Biological process (GO): nucleoside phosphate metabolic process; ribose phosphate metabolic process
Cellular component (GO): cytosol; nucleus
Molecular function (GO): ADP-ribose diphosphatase activity
Source: RefSeq, a predicted model, not a curated record